CAGCCUCGCUCUGGCUCGCGCCGCGCCUCCGCGCCGAGUCCGCGCGUCAGUCGAUCCCGAGCGCGGCUGCCGGGAGGCGGGCUGCAGCCAGCGGAGCGCGCCGAUCCCGGGAGGCGGCGGUGUCCGCGGGCGUCUAGGGAGGAGGCUCGGAGCCCGGAGAUUCGCGCAGCGCGAUGGCCCCCAUUGGCCUCAAAGCCGUGGUCGGAGAGAAGAUCAUGCAUGAUGUGAUAAAGAAGGUAAAGAAGAAGGGCGAGUGGAAGGUGCUGGUGGUGGAUCAGCUGAGCAUGAGGAUGCUGUCUUCCUGCUGUAAGAUGACCGACAUCAUGACCGAGGGGAUCACGAUUGUGGAGGACAUCAACAAACGCAGAGAGCCGCUCCCCAGCCUGGAGGCCGUGUACCUUAUCACGCCCUCUGAGAAGUCGGUCCACUCUCUCAUCAGCGACUUUAAGGACCCACCGACCGCCAAGUACCGCGCGGCUCAUGUCUUCUUCACCGACUCUUGUCCAGACGCCCUGUUCAACGAGCUGGUAAAAUCACGAGCCGCCAAAGUCAUCAAAACUCUGACGGAAAUCAACAUUGCCUUUCUCCCGUAUGAGUCCCAGGUAUAUUCCUUGGACUCUGCUGACUCCUUCCAAAGCUUCUACAGUCCCCACAAGGCUCAGAUGAAGAAUCCAAUCCUGGAGCGCCUGGCGGAGCAGAUCGCCACUCUGUGUGCCACCCUGAAGGAGUACCCAGCCGUGCGGUAUCGGGGGGAAUACAAGGACAAUGCUUUGCUGGCUCAGCUAAUCCAGGACAAGCUCGACGCCUACAAAGCGGAUGACCCGACGAUGGGGGAGGGCCCAGACAAGGCGCGCUCCCAGCUCCUGAUCCUGGACCGCGGCUUCGAUCCCAGUUCCCCCGUCCUUCAUGAAUUGACUUUUCAGGCCAUGAGUUAUGACCUGCUGCCUAUUGAAAACGAUGUAUACAAGUACGAAACGAGCGGCAUCGGAGAGGCGCGAGUGAAGGAAGUGCUUCUGGACGAGGAUGACGACCUGUGGAUAGCGCUGCGCCACAAGCACAUCGCGGAGGUGUCCCAGGAGGUCACCCGUUCUCUGAAGGAUUUUUCUUCCAGCAAGAGAAUGAAUACUGGAGAGAAGACCACCAUGCGGGACCUGUCCCAGAUGCUGAAGAAAAUGCCCCAGUACCAGAAGGAGCUCAGCAAGUAUUCGACCCACCUGCACCUGGCGGAGGACUGCAUGAAGCACUACCAAGGCACCGUGGAUAAGCUCUGCCGGGUGGAACAGGACCUGGCCAUGGGCACGGAUGCCGAAGGGGAGAAGAUCAAGGACCCCAUGAGAGCCAUCGUCCCCAUUCUGCUGGAUGCCAAUGUCAGCACUUACGACAAGAUCCGCAUCAUCCUUCUCUACAUCUUUUUGAAGAACGGCAUCACGGAGGAGAAUCUGAACAAGCUGAUCCAGCACGCCCAGAUCCCGCCAGAGGACAGCGAGAUCAUCACCAACAUGGCGCACCUCGGGGUGCCCAUCGUCACCGACUCCACGCUGCGUCGCAGGAGCAAACCGGAACGGAAGGAGCGCAUCAGCGAGCAGACCUACCAGCUCUCACGAUGGACCCCGAUUAUCAAAGACAUCAUGGAGGACACGAUUGAAGACAAACUGGAUACCAAGCACUACCCUUACAUCUCCACCCGCUCCUCGGCCUCCUUCAGCACCACGGCCGUCAGCGCCCGCUAUGGGCACUGGCAUAAGAACAAGGCCCCGGGGGAGUACCGCAGUGGGCCCCGCCUCAUCAUCUUCAUCCUGGGAGGCGUGAGCCUGAACGAGAUGCGCUGCGCUUACGAGGUGACCCAAGCCAACGGAAAGUGGGAAGUGCUCAUAGGAUCCACGCACAUUCUCACCCCACAGAAACUGCUGGACACGCUGAAGAAACUGAAUAAAACAGAUGAAGAAAUAAGCAGUUAAAAAAAAUAAGCCGCCCCUCCAAAAACCAACGCGCCCCGUCCCCGAAGUGCUCGCAGCCCCGACCGCUGACCGCCUCGGUUACUCUGCCGACGACCCCGUCCCUCCAUCGCCUCCCCCAGCCCUGCACGCCCGGCCGGCACUGUCGCCGCUGCGUUCUCGUGUUUGCUGGUGCCCUCUUCUCGUUUGAAACGAAAUCAUGCAUUGUGUUUUUUAAAAAGAGUAUCUUCUAUAUGUAUCCUAGAGAAGCAGUUCGGUUCGAAGAGACACGCUGCCGAUGGGUUUCGGUUACUGGUUAGGAUGAAUGGACAGCUCCUCCCCGUGAGUCAUGAUUUUAUGACCUUGUACAUAACCCAGCGUGACGUGUGUAAAUUGCUUGCGUCUGGAAAGGUAGACGGUUGGGUGUUUUUAGAAACCCGUUUGGGGUUGCUCUUGUUCUUCCCGGGAAUCACAGCGACGCCCGAUGGAGUAUUUCAAACUGAGGAGUCCUCUGUCGUCCCAGCCCAGUCCCCACCCCUCGGUGCUGGCUCUCAUCCAGAUAAGCUUGGGAGUGACACUCAGCUGACAACGCGUGAGGUUGGAGCUUUCCCCAGGGGCUCUUUCCCCUGGGUGCGGGGUGGGGGCUGGAGGUGUCCACGGAAAGGCAGGCUGGGUGCUGGGUGCGGGUUGGCACGCGGUCUCUGUCACUGUGCCCGGAUGAGUGACGAGCAAGCGCCCACUGAGGACCUGGGUCUCUUGGAGAAGCAGUGAGACCUGGUCCUUCUGACCAGAACCCAUUCUUCCCAGGCAUCACCCCCGCACCAGAGCUCCUCUUUCUCCAAGGGGUCAGCCUGGGUAGAGUCCAAAGGGCAGGAAAGGAGUAGGACAAAGUGGGUUCUGCAGGCUCCUGGUGGAGGCCCUUUCCUAUAGAGCACGCUCUGUGCCCCUGAGGCUUCAAACCGCUGGAUUGCUAUGGACCCUGUUCCCACUCAGAUUAUCCUCAGUUUAAGAUACUUCGUAAUUCUUUCAUUUGUGUAGCGUGGGGUCCUAUGUCAUCAUCGUGCUUGUAAGAGAAAAAGGGUCAUUUUAUUCUCUGUAUAAAAACAUAGCUGUAUAAAACUUAGCUCUCGUGCAGAAAUCAAAGACGCAAAUGCAAGAAGGAUGUCUCGGCGUCCUCAGGACUCAGCAGCUCGCUCUCCAGAAGGGGGCGCACUAUUUGUUCUGCUGCUGUUGUGAACUCUAAUGACAGUGGAAGUCACAAAAAUGUCCCGCGCCCCGCCCCCUUGAACUCCCCGCAGACUGUGCGUGUAUUCCUGUCUCGUGCCGUCGUCGUUGCAAACGUGGUGUGUGCUAGUUCCCCGCGGCCCCCCACUUCCCUUUUAGAAUAUGCCCCCCCCCCCCACCCCGCCGCCUGCCCCGUUAGAUGCAUCGUGGCGUUCUCUUCUCAAGGCUUUGAAAUCUCCCCUCUGCACUCAGAUUAGUUUUCAGGUCUGUCUCCCUUCUUCCUCCCCCCUACCCCGACGAGAUCUUAUUUCCUUCGGACAGACUGUAGAUACCUGCCUUGGUUUGUUUCUUCCCGUUCACUGCUUGUUUUGUCCCCCUCGCCCCCCGAUCCUCGACCAAACAAACGAUGCUCAUGCUUCAGGACCUUGUGUGACCAACACGUCAGUUUUCCUUUCUGUUAUUUAUAUAAAAAUAAUUUAUCAAAAGGAUAUUUUAAAAAAAAAAAGCUAGUCUGUCUUGAAACUUGUUUACCUUGAAAAUUAUCAGAAUCUCAGUGUUUGGAAGUAUUGAAGCACAAACUGUAUCAUCUCUGUACCGUUCUGUACUAAAGCACUCGAGUCUAAUAAAUAAAUAAAUCAGCGCCCA
Phacochoerus africanus (Common warthog) is the source of this 3803-nucleotide messenger RNA. It is a transcript of the gene STXBP1, whose product is annotated as syntaxin binding protein 1. The transcript has 19 exons. The coding region runs from base 174 to 1958 and encodes 594 amino acids. The record is from RefSeq and is a predicted model, not a curated record. Lineage: Eukaryota; Metazoa; Chordata; Mammalia; Artiodactyla; Suidae. Gene Ontology annotation, cellular component: plasma membrane; secretory granule. Gene Ontology annotation, biological process: intracellular protein transport; neurotransmitter secretion; vesicle-mediated transport. Gene Ontology annotation, molecular function: syntaxin binding.